AUGGUCAAAAUCGCGGUUGUCGGCGGUACAGGAAACGUCGCCAAAAACCUCCUCCACGCCCCAAUCCGCUCUGGAAAACACGAAAUCACUAUUUUUACUCGUUCCGGUACCCCUUCCAAUCCCAUCCCAGGCCUCACCUACCAAAAAGUCGACUACCAGGACCUACCCGGCCUCACGAAUACACUCAAAGGCUUCCACACCUGUCUCUCCUUCCUAAUUGCCCACCAAGACGUCAACAACACCGUGCAAAAAGAAUCUUAUCCACGCAUGCAUCGCCGCCGACGUGCGCCGCUUCGCUCCCUCAGAAUGGGCACUAACCAACAACUCCCGGCGUCGGGCCACCAGCUAGGUGGCCUGGAGUACUGUCUCUUCCAACCCAGCGUGUUCAUGGAUUACUUCGCGCACCCGCACUCACUGACUCCUGGCCUGUUCACUUGGACUUUCUUCGUGGAUCUGGAGAACAGGCGCGCGAUGAUACUGGACGAUGGCGAGAUUCCUGUCGUAAUCACUGCUAUAUCUGAUAUCUCGGAGGUCUUGGCGCUUGCGCUGGACGAUCCUAGGCCGUGGCCAGUCAUUGGUGGUAUCCAGGGUGCGAAGACUACCAGCAACGAAAUCUUGGCGCUUGGGAAGAAGAUCAGGGGUGGUGAGUGGAGUGUGGAGUAUGUGAAGAGCGAGGAUGUUCAAAGAGGAGAGUUGAAGACGAGUUGGGUGCCGGUGUUUGAUCAUCCAAUUAUCCCGGUGGAGAGUCGGGAAGAGUUUUCGAAGACGUUCGUUAUUGAGUUUUUUGUGGCGAUGGGGAGGGGCGCAUGGGGCGUGAGUGAUGAGUUCAACAAGCGUUUCCCUGAGUACAAGUUCACAGGGGUGGAGGAGUACUUGAGUAAGGCGUGGGAGGGGAAGGCUUAAGUGUGCAGGUGUGGCGACGAUGGAUUGUUUUUAGUGACGGAUCGAUGAGAAAAACUCAAGGUCGAAGAAAACAUAUAUACAAAGAAGCCAAUCGAUAUCUACAGUGAA
Molecule: messenger RNA, 1011 nt
Organism: Parastagonospora nodorum SN15
Lineage: Eukaryota; Fungi; Ascomycota; Dothideomycetes; Pleosporales; Phaeosphaeriaceae
Exons: 3
Coding region: 1-903 (300 amino acids)
Source: RefSeq, a predicted model, not a curated record